AUGCCUCGUCAGAGAACUCUUAGAUCAAUUUUCAUUGACAUGGUCGUGUUCGUUGGAAUGUUCGCACUACUGGGGCAUCUCUCUAUAAACUUUUGGGAGCGAUUUGUUAUCCAGAGCGAGCUUUCCAAUAUGAAGACCAGCUUACAUUCGUUAAAGGAAACAAUAAACAGAAUUGGCUACGCAUAUGAUAAUCUACAUCGAGAACUACUAGGUUUAGCUGAAAUCGCUGAAAAAAAACAAUCUAAGGAAUCUCCAGACCCUCCAGAAGCUCCUAUCGAACACAAACCAGAAACGCCACAAAGUAAGAAGAAACAGUGUAUAAAAGAACAUGAUAACAUUCCUGUAAAAGUAUUGAAAACAAAGAAAAACCACACAACAUUAACUACUCCCCUCCUUUUUGACAAAACAAACCAGUACAAUAUGCCGGAUAUGAAAAAGGAUAAAACAACACAAAAUUUAGUACAUGAGAAAAGUAGAUGUAGUGGUAAAAACAUUUCAACUUUGACGAGGUAUCCUAAAAAGUCCAUAGGAGUUGGUUUGGAUACCAACAAAUGUAAAAUUGUAUGCCCAAAUGAAGAAUACUGCAAGUAUAAAAAGUCUAGUAGCGAUGUACAUGAAUGUUGUAAAGAGUAUGAUUGUUAUAAUCCCAUUUAUAAUUGGAAAUUUUAA
This is a messenger RNA of Ostrinia furnacalis (Asian corn borer), 669 nucleotides long. RefSeq lists its product as uncharacterized. The transcript has 2 exons. NCBI's taxonomy places the organism in Eukaryota, Metazoa, Arthropoda, Insecta, Lepidoptera, Crambidae. The record is from RefSeq and is a predicted model, not a curated record. Bases 1 to 669 code for a protein of 222 amino acids.